AUGCGAUCCUCGCUGCCGAUGACCCUUUUGGCCCUUGUGCCUACUCUAGUCGCCUCCACCGCUACCCCCGAAUGCAUAAACUCCAGGGCCAAGGAGCUUGCAGGAAGGUCGCUAUGCGGCGACAAGAAGACCCUGCGGAAGUGCUAUGAAAAGGCCUCUGGCGAGCUCCUCGAGAGCGCUAUCCAGGAGUGUCUUACCAAUGCCGGUUGUACAGAAGCUGCAGCUGCAGUUGAGGCCAGCUACUUGAUUACGUUCUGCGAGGGUGAGGAGGGCGAAUUGAAGAGAAGAGACGUUCGUGUUGCACGCGAUUCAGUAGCCUCUGGCACCGAUUCAACCACGAGCUCAGAGACCACGACGACUACCACAGACUCUACGUCUUCGACAACCACGAGCGUUGCGUCGACAGCUUCGACGGGCACUGUCGCCAAGCGUACCGACACGACGACUGCAGCUUCCACUACAACUGCUGCCACGACCGCUGCGGCAACCACCAGCAACUCAUGCUCAACUGCCUCCAAGACCAAGGUUUCGGCCUGUGACUCGGACAAUGAGUACAACUGCAGUAUGACCGAGACCGAGACCAUGGUCUGCAUUGCUACCAUGUACUGUGACACGGACUCGGAAGGCAACAACCUGUGUAUGGUUCGUCAGGACGGCUUGACGACUUCCGGAGCCGUUGUGACCAUCUUCCUCGCUGUUUGCCUGACUGGUAUCAUUGCUACCAUUACCUUCCUCUGCUGCAAGGACCGCAAGGAGGCGAAGCGCAACCGCGCUCGUGCCGAGGCCGCUGCUAUCGCCAAGGCCAACGCUCCCACGAAGCCCGCCACGAGAAGCGUCAGCCAGAGAACUACUGGUGAUGCCCAGCCCAACCCCUUUUCUGGUUAG
Pestalotiopsis fici W106-1 is the source of this 885-nucleotide messenger RNA. RefSeq lists its product as uncharacterized. Bases 1 to 885 code for a protein of 294 amino acids. The transcript has 2 exons. The record is from RefSeq and is a predicted model, not a curated record. Lineage: Eukaryota; Fungi; Ascomycota; Sordariomycetes; Amphisphaeriales; Sporocadaceae.